Olea europaea var. sylvestris is the source of this 1170-nucleotide messenger RNA. RefSeq lists its product as uncharacterized. The transcript has 4 exons. Bases 166 to 960 code for a protein of 264 amino acids. NCBI's taxonomy places the organism in Eukaryota, Viridiplantae, Streptophyta, Magnoliopsida, Lamiales, Oleaceae. The record is from RefSeq and is a predicted model, not a curated record.
CCAAAUCUUAUUCGUAAUUUGUCUGAGCUUUGCACAACUGUUUUCAUAGAGCUUUGGCUUCUUCUCACCUCUCUCUCUCUCUCUCUCUCUCUCUCUCUCUCUCUCUCUCUCUCUCUCUCUUCAAGAUUGUGAGUGUGAGUGUGCGUGUGCGUGUGAAAGUAUCUCAUGGAAUACGAAAGGGUACACAAAGUUCAGACUGGUAUAAUAUCUCCAAGUAAGUUGAGAAUGAAGCUAAUGGGACCUCACCAUCAGAGGGAAAAGGGCGAAUCAAAUAGUAAUUCUUCAAGAACAUCUCCUGCCAGGAUUGAGGAUUCAGAAUUUUUGAAGAACCGGUUAUUGGCCACCAGAAGUGGAGAUUUUGAGGAGGAAGCUCCAGCUUCAGAAGUUCCACCAAUAAAACAUAGUUUUUCAGUGCUAGCUGCAAGCCAAGGUGAUGGUAAUUUUCUGCAACCAAAGGAACUCGUGCUGAGGGAAAAUGAGGAUGUGAGCAGUGUCAAAAUGCAGCUAGUUUCAGUGGGUGACGGCAGUAAUUUUUGUUCACUACAACCAAUGAGAACAUAUGAAGAUGAGAUUCUUGAUUAUGACAGUACUUCAAGCUUUGAGUUUCAUAAAGGGGAGAGAUCAUUGCACCAUCCUGCGAAUAGAUCAUUCUCAAGACCUUUGCCAUCCAAAUGGAAUGACGCUGAGAAGUGGAUUAUGAAUAGGCAAAAUAUUCAAUCACUUGGUAUUGCAAAUGUAAAUAGUAUUUGUUUUCAGGCGCAAAUUGAGCAAAUGAGAGCACAAGCUCAAGCAAAGAUGGUAAAGAAGGUCAGUAUGGCAACCCAAAAAUCAGAGGAAAUGCGUGCUGCUGCAGAAGCUAGAAAAAAUCGCCAGGCUGAAAAAACUGCUGCAAAUGCAGAAUACAUUCGCCAAACAGGUCGAAUUCCAUGCUCCUCUUCUACUUGUUGUGGUUGGUUAUAAUAUGAAGAAAGUUGCACAAAUAAGACAUGAGUCGUACACCAAUCGAUGAAUUGUUGAUCAUGUUUGUUUUUAUCUUUGUAUUUAUUGAAAAAAAUUAGAAGUAGCCUUUAGAUGGAGUGAAGAAUAUGUAAUCAUACAUAUCGUCAGUAUAGUGAUGUUGAUUUUUGGUCAAUUUUGAUUCCCUGAAAACAUCAGUUUCUUUAUUUGGAA